GUGGGCGGGCGGCGGCGGCUGCGCGCGGAGGCGUCGGAGGAGGUGCCGGGCGGCAGUUUCCCGCCCCCGGGCUGCCGCUUCCCGCCCCCGAGCCGGAUCCGGUGCCGAGCGGAGCGGAGCCGGCCCAGCGGGCCCCGAGCUCCCGCCAUGGCCCGGAACACGCUGUCCUCGCGCUUCCGCCGGGUGGACAUCGACGAGUUUGACGAGAACAAAUUCGUGGACGAGCAGGAGGAGGCGGCGGCGGCGGCGGCAGAGCCAGGCCCGGACCCUAGCGAGGUGGAUGGGCUCCUGCGGCAAGGGGACAUGCUCCGGGCAUUUCAUGCAGCCUUGAGGAACUCUCCUGUCAACACCAAGAAUCAAGCUGUGAAGGAACGAGCCCAGGGCGUGGUCCUGAAAGUGCUCACAAACUUUAAGAGCAGUGAAAUUGAACAGGCUGUGCAGUCGCUGGACAGAAACGGCAUUGAUUUAUUAAUGAAGUACAUUUAUAAAGGGUUUGAGAAGCCCACAGAAAAUAGCAGCGCAGUGUUACUCCAGUGGCAUGAAAAGGCCUUAGCAGUAGGAGGACUAGGCUCCAUUAUAAGAGUUCUUACAGCAAGAAAGACUGUUUAAAAAAAAAAAAAAAGACUCAUGUUACCUUGAGAAGAAUUUUGGAUGCCCAGGCUGGUGAAGAAGGAAUUGACAAUGGACCAUCUUCCUAGGAAGUCCCUAUUAAACUAUUUCAGGACAUGAAUCCUCUGACAUGUAUUUUAUUUUCAAGGUGGAGGGAGAAAUCGUCUUACUGUUUUCUAAAUCCUUUGCAGGAUCUGAUAGUCUAUGCCUUUGUGUACGAGUAAUGCAGAACUGACAAUUUUGACUGUCUACCAGAGUGGCUGGCCAGUGCUGGUCAGAUGUACCUGUGUGUACUGCCUGUUUAAAAUGGGGGCGGGAUGACUGGGGCAGGUGCAGAUCUGAGGGCUGUGGUAAAAGAGAGAGCUUGUUUUCUGAAGUGGAAAAAACCUGAGAGUUUGUACAGACAUCCUGUCUUCCCAGCGAAGGCGGACUCUCUUGGGUUCAUUGUAAAGUGCCUGCUGCAUCAAUAAAGCUCUUGGCUUAUUAGUAUAUACAUUGCGGUGUGUUUCAUGUAUGUAAAAAAAUGAUAAUGAAUGGGAUGGUAACGAAUGAGAGUUCAACUGUUCUGGAAAUUCCAUGUCGAGAGGGAGUAGGUGUGUGUCCCUCUUAGCUGUCCCUGGGGAGCGAGCCUGGCAAUCUACAGGUCCUCUUGUCACAGCAGUGUGCUAAAUAAGCCUCAGCUACAGUGCUACUGGCUAUAUGGAGAGGCGUUUUGCUAAAUAACUAUUUAUUGUUUCUUACUCCUUUGAUUGUAUGUAAUUUUGGAGCUUAUUUAAUUUAAUAAAGUGCCAAGCAUUUAAUAAUUGA
This is a messenger RNA of Cynocephalus volans (Philippine flying lemur), 1416 nucleotides long. RefSeq names its product actin related protein 2/3 complex subunit 5 like (gene ARPC5L). Gene Ontology annotation, cellular component: cytoplasm; actin cytoskeleton; Arp2/3 protein complex. Lineage: Eukaryota; Metazoa; Chordata; Mammalia; Dermoptera; Cynocephalidae. The transcript is spliced from 4 exons. The record is from RefSeq and is a predicted model, not a curated record. Gene Ontology annotation, molecular function: actin filament binding. Gene Ontology annotation, biological process: regulation of actin filament polymerization; Arp2/3 complex-mediated actin nucleation; cell migration. The coding region runs from base 148 to 609 and encodes 153 amino acids.